Messenger RNA from Archocentrus centrarchus (flier cichlid), 867 nucleotides. It is a transcript of the gene alox5ap, whose product is annotated as arachidonate 5-lipoxygenase-activating protein. The transcript has 6 exons. Bases 223 to 693 code for a protein of 156 amino acids. The record is from RefSeq and is a predicted model, not a curated record. Gene Ontology annotation, biological process: leukotriene biosynthetic process. NCBI's taxonomy places the organism in Eukaryota, Metazoa, Chordata, Actinopteri, Cichliformes, Cichlidae. Gene Ontology annotation, molecular function: leukotriene-C4 synthase activity; glutathione peroxidase activity; enzyme activator activity. Gene Ontology annotation, cellular component: nuclear envelope; membrane; endoplasmic reticulum.
GCAGUCCUCUGUAUUGAGCCAGAGCAUCAUUUACAUAAAGGGGAAGCUACAAACGGGUGCGUUGUGGGAUGGAGGUGGUACGAGGACAACAUGAUAACAUGGAGGGAAAGAUCAGGAUUAUGAUCUGCUAGUGACUUUAAAUACGCCCAUUUUAAUGUGAAAGAGAAGCUCUGUCUCCCUCAGCCCCAGCAGCCACCUGUUCCUACAGCUCACGCGAUAAUCAUGGACUCCAGCAAAGUGGUGGAAAACAUCUACCUCCUGGUCAUCGUCACCCUCAUCAGCGUGCUUCAGAAUGUUUCUUUUGCACAGAAGGUAGAGAGGGAAUGCAAGAACCAAAAUAUCCGCACAUCGGCUUUUGAGAGAGUGUCUUGUGCCAAUCGCAACUGCAUGGAUGCUUACCCCACUUUCUUGGCAGUGAUGUGGUGUGCUGGUCUGUGUCUCAGUCAAGCUCCUGCUGCUUUUGCUGGGAUCAUCUAUCUUGUCAUCAGGCAGAAGUACUUUGUUGGAUACUUGGGACAAACCUCUCAAAGCACCCCGGGGUACUUGUUUGGAAAACGGGUCAUCACCUUCCUCUUUCUGAUGUGCAUUGUGGGCAUCGCCAACUACCUGCUGGUGCGAUUCUACGGCAGCGACUACAAGGAGCACGUGGAAACCAUCACUAAUGCUGCAUCUGCUCUUCUACUUAUCCCUUAGAUCAGUUUGUGUAAUUUAACCUUUCCUCAAUCCACAUUCACCAUUCAGCUCCUGAAUUUUUGUUGCAUUAAAACACUGUAUUCUUUGUUUUUAAAGCAUUUAUUGCAUUUGAUUGAAAAAAAAAUAAAGUAAUUCUCAUGAAGAAAUAAUUACCAAGUACAAAAGUUUACAAAC